This is a messenger RNA of Botrytis byssoidea, 636 nucleotides long. RefSeq lists its product as uncharacterized. Lineage: Eukaryota; Fungi; Ascomycota; Leotiomycetes; Helotiales; Sclerotiniaceae. The coding region runs from base 1 to 636 and encodes 211 amino acids. The transcript has a single exon. The record is from RefSeq and is a predicted model, not a curated record.
AUGCAGGUCACUCACAAUAAGCACCUAGGCGAACAAGAGCUUAGGAGAAUACGUGGAAGCGAAGCAAACCCGGACAAAGAAGAUAAGGAGCACAAUUACAAGCAAUGCAAGAUUUAUGAUGAUAUUAUCGAUGAUGACGUCAACGAUGUAGAGGCAGUUCAUCGUGAGAGCGUGAAUGUGAAAGCCUCUUCUCAAUUACACGAGCUCACUAAAUUCCGCAAGUUACCUACAGAAAUCAGAGAAACUAUAUGGAAGCUUGCAAUCAACACCACACUCAUCGAAGUCCACGAAGAUAGCCGUCACUUGACUCAAUUUGUAUAUCCACAGGAAGAAGUUAUCUGGAGCUGCAAGUUGAUGUUAAGACAUGCUCAUACCAGCUCCGAAGCUCGAUGGAUUGUCGCAAGGAAAAUGUUUCGCUUUGGCGGUGAUGAAUACAAACACCUUACUGACAAAACGAUGGAUAAGUGCAUAUUUCCGGUAGUGAACGAGAUAACACUCCGUAAAGUGGAUGAUGUGAUCAAAUGCUCAAUGCUACAAAAUUCCGCGGAAAUGUGCAAUGGGGUGUACAUAGGGAUUUUAAGUGAUGAGCUUAAAGAGGAACAUGCAAAGCACUUGCAAAAGCUCCUUGAGGCUUAA